Peronospora belbahrii is the source of this 513-nucleotide messenger RNA. NCBI's taxonomy places the organism in Eukaryota, Oomycota, Peronosporomycetes, Peronosporales, Peronosporaceae. The record is from the annotation of a GenBank genome assembly.
AUGUUGACGGGACAAUACUUGGUCAAGUCGGUAGAGCCUAUACAAUUUGGCGAUUUUGAAACGUGGGCAGCGGCGGUAUUUCGUAGCUAUCAAGAAAACCCCAAAAAGACCGAAGAGUCAAUUUCAUACGUUUUGAAAAAUGACCUUCAUGAUGGGCCUAUAGCAGCGCUUUUUGUGGUAAUGAAGAUCUUGGAGGAAAGUUCAAGUCACGAUUCAAUUCCACGGUUCGCCAUUUGGCUGAAAGAAGCGCUGCUCAAGGCUUGGAAGGGUUGUGAUCCAGUCAGGAGGCCACAAGAUGUUUACAGAUUAUUGGGGCUUGAAUGGGCAGAGAAGCCUUUAGAUAGCUCCGUAUUGGACACCUGGCUGGCCUUCAUGACUAGUAGUGAACAGGAUCCAGUUUCGUUUCUUAUGGAAAGGCUGCGAAACCGCUUGCAAUCCGAACACUUAGUGGCACUUGCGAUUAUUAAUGCGGAGCAUCAUUUAUUACCAAACGAUUACGAUGCAAGCUGCUAA